Molecule: messenger RNA, 2978 nt
Organism: Kogia breviceps (pygmy sperm whale)
Lineage: Eukaryota; Metazoa; Chordata; Mammalia; Artiodactyla; Physeteridae
Gene: BIRC3
Product: baculoviral IAP repeat containing 3
Biological process (GO): negative regulation of apoptotic process; negative regulation of necroptotic process; positive regulation of protein ubiquitination
Cellular component (GO): nucleus; cytoplasm
Molecular function (GO): ubiquitin protein ligase activity; cysteine-type endopeptidase inhibitor activity involved in apoptotic process
Source: RefSeq, a predicted model, not a curated record
AUUUUAUGUACUUCUAAGAAAUAAAAAUGCUGUUAAUUAAAAUGUGACAUGCCAUUCAUUAAUUGUAAGAUACCUUCCAUAGCAGAGAUAUUAAAACAUGCAUCUUAGAAUCAGUGAAAUAUUAUAGUCCAUUCUUUUCCUCUUUCGAGGUAGGUCUUAUGCUUUUUUGUUUUUUUCUGGCUACAAAAUUUCACAAUUUAAAAAAAGCAAAAUAAACAUAGUUUGAAUAUUUUUAUGUGUAUAGAACACUUACACAGCAUAGCUUUCCGCCAAAACAAACUAGCUAUGUGAGACAUUUUAUCUUCAGGCUGACUGGAUGUCACUGAAGCAUACUAGUGGAGAGGGUGACCUACCUGUGGAGAUAUCUGACACUAAAUGGCAUCUUGAUGACAUAAAGCACUCUACACUUUUAUGAAGGGUUUUAAUUUUCAUCACAAGGUACUGUGUAGCAUCAUGUUUACAUUGUAUGCAAGAGUAUACAAAGGUGCAAGUACAUAAUUGGCCCUUAAAAUGUAUCAAUAUAGGAUUUAGAAUCUUGCCAUGCUAUAACCCUAAAUGCAUAGAAGAGAAAAGAAUGAAAGAUUUCCUGUUCUAAGUGUUCAAUCUAGUACUAAAAUUAAUAAACAUCAAAACCCAUGCACAAAACUACCUCCCCAGAGAAAGGCUAGUCCCUUUUCCUCCCCAUCCAUUUCAUUAUGAACAUAGUAGAAAAUAGCGCAUUCUUAUCAAAUUUGAUGAAAAGUGCCAACAUAUUUGAAUUGAAGUAUGACUUUUCAUGUGAGCUGUACCGAAUGUCUACCUAUUCCGCUUUCCCCGCCGGUGUUCCUGUCUCAGAAAGGAGUCUUGCUCGUGCUGGUUUUUAUUAUACUGGUGUGAAUGACAAGGUCAAAUGCUUCUGUUGCGGCCUGAUGCUGGAUAACUGGAAACAAGGAGAUAAUCCUAUUGAAAAGCACAAAAAGUUGUAUCCUAGCUGUAGCUUUAUUCAGAAUCUAAAUUCAGUUAACAUCUUGGGAGCCACUUCUCAGCCUACUUUUCCUUCUUCAGUAACAUAUUCCACGAACUCAUUACUUCCAAGUUUGGAAAACAGUGGCUAUUUCAGUGGCUCUUAUUCAAGCUUUCCAUCAAAUCUUUUAAACUCUGGACCAAAUCAAAAUUUUUCUUCCUUGAGGAUAAGUCCCUACCGUUGUGCAAUGAAUACCGAAAAAGCCAGAUUACUUACUUUCCAGAUGUGGCCGUUGACUUUUCUGUCACCAACAGAUCUGGCAAAAGCAGGCUUUUACUACAUAGGACCUGGAGAUAGAGUGGCCUGCUUUGCCUGUGGUGGAAAAUUGAGCAACUGGGAACCGAAGGAUGAUGCUCUGUCAGAACACCUGAGACAUUUCCCCAACUGCCCAUUUUUAGGAAAUCAGCUUCAAGGCACUUCAAGAUACACUGUUUCUAAUCUGAGCAUGCAGACAUAUGCAGCCCGCUUCAAAACAUUCUGUAACUGGCCCUCUAGUGUUCCAGUUCAUCCUGAGCAGCUUGCAAGUGCAGGUUUUUAUUAUAUGGGUCACAGUGAUGAUGUGAAAUGCUUUUGCUGUGAUGGUGGGCUGAGGUGUUGGGAAUCUGGAGAUGAUCCAUGGGUGGAACAUGCCAAGUGGUUUCCAAGGUGUGAGUACUUGAUACGAAUUAAAGGACAAGAGUUCAUCAGUCGAGUUCAAGCCAGUUACCCUCAUCUACUUGAACAGCUGUUAUCUACGUCAGACAAUCCAGAAGAUGAAAAUGCAGAGUCACCAAUUAUUCAUUUUGGACCUGGAGAAAACCAUUCAGAAGAUGCAGUCAUGAUGAAUACACCUGUUGUUAAAGCUGCUUUGGAAAUGGGCUUUAGUAGAAGGCUGGUAAAGCAGACAGUUCAGAGUAAAAUCCUAACAACUGGAGAGAAUUAUAAAACUGUCAGUGAUCUUGUAUUAGAUUUACUUAAUGCAGAAGAUGAAAUAAGGGAAGAGGACAAAGAAAGAGCAACUGAGGAAAAAGAAUCAGAUGACCUAUCAUUAAUCCGGAAGAAUAGAAUGGCACUUUUUCAACAUUUGACUUGUGCGCUUCCAAUCCUGGAUAGUCUACUAACUGCCAGAGUGAUUAGCGAGCAGGAACGUGAUGUUAUUAAACAAAAAACACAGACAUCCUUACAAGCAAGAGAACUGAUUGAUACUAUCUUAGUAAAAGGAAAUUUUGCAGCCACCAUAUUCAAAAACUCUCUGCAAGAAAUAGACCCCAUGUUAUACCAGCAUUUAUUUGAGCAACAAGACAUAAAAUACAUUCCCACAGAAAAUGUUUCAGAUUUACCAAUGGAAGAACAAUUGAGGAGACUACAAGAAGAAAGAACAUGUAAAGUGUGUAUGGACAAAGAAGUGUCUAUAGUGUUUAUUCCUUGCGGUCAUCUAGUAGUUUGCAAAGAUUGUGCCCCUUCUCUAAGAAAAUGCCCUAUUUGUAGAGGUACAAUCAAGGGUACAGUGCGUACAUUUCUUUCAUGAAGAAGAUCUAAAACUUUGUCUAAACUUUAGAAUUAGUGGAUUACAUAUAUUGUAAUUUUAACUUUGAUACUGAUUUGGUUUCUUUAAGAUUUCUUAUUUAUUUACAACAAUUUUGUUUUAUAUAAAUAUUUAUCUAAAACAUGAACAUACAUAUUUUAUGUAGCAUGGGAAUGAUAGGCUUUUGUUUUUGUGAACAAAAAACAGGGAUAGCACUAUAAGCACAAUACUAAAUGAAAAUUUCAGCACUAUUGAAAUUGUAAGUGAAGUAAAAUUUAAGAUUUUGAACUGAACUUUCAGAAUUUUAAAUAUUUUGGAGUUGUUUUAAGGAUCAGGAACAUGGAUUCUCUUGUUUUUUCCAUCAAUGUCCUAUACAUAGAAGGUCUUGAUGUUUGUUGAAUGACUUUUUCAGGACAUGAUGUUUUUGUAAAGAAUUCUGUGAGGAACAUUUUAAUAAAGCAAUCAAAAUUA